Trichomycterus rosablanca is the source of this 1227-nucleotide messenger RNA. RefSeq names its product transmembrane protein 80-like. Gene Ontology annotation, cellular component: ciliary transition zone. Gene Ontology annotation, biological process: non-motile cilium assembly. Bases 46 to 489 code for a protein of 147 amino acids. The transcript is spliced from 5 exons. The record is from RefSeq and is a predicted model, not a curated record. NCBI's taxonomy places the organism in Eukaryota, Metazoa, Chordata, Actinopteri, Siluriformes, Trichomycteridae.
ACUGAAAUCACAUGAAACACAAACGCUACAAAACACUGAACCAAGAUGGCGAUGGGACGACCGGGCAGGAGUACCAUUGCUCUCUCCUCUGUGAUCCUCCAAAUUCUAAUUUACCUCUCUGCAUUCUACAGCCUUUUCUACUUUCUUUCUAACCUCUGUUUGAUCAUCUACAAAAGCCAAGUGCUGAGUUACCCUGACAGUUAUUUGACUCUGGAUGUGGCUUUGCUUCUGCUUAUGGUUGCCUUUGAAAUACUAAGAGUAUACUGGGGAAUCAGGGGGAACUUGCAGGAGAGUGCGAAAUUCAUAUGUUCCAGUCUAAUUUUUACAGCAUUCACACUCCUUUUCUCAGUGUAUUUCCUGCUGUGGCAGUCAUAUGUGCUGAGAGCGGAUGUGAUCAUUAACACCAUAUUGCUCUGCAUCUGUGGCCUUACUGGAGCUGUGGGAUUUGGAGCCCUUGCACGCUUUACCAGGUCAGACCUCAGGGGUUAGAAGUUAAAAAAGGUGUACUCUAGGUAUUGAUGACUAGUUAAUAGAGUGGCGCUGCUGUCAACAGAUCUCAUUAAGGCAUGAGGGUAGCAUGUGCUUUAUUAUAAACACAUGAAGCAAGCCAAGUGUUAGGACUCAAGCUCUUGACCUGAGGACCAAAGAUGAAUGCUUUUCUGCUGUGCCACUUUAAACCUUGACAGAUGUUUUGUUACAUUCUGUGUGCUUUAGCUUUAAGAGGUCAUGUUUUGUGAAUAUAUUUGGCCUGUUGUUGGUGGCUAAAAUGUUGCUUUUAGAUAUUUCAUGACUACAGCCGUUACAGCUGGCCAAUCCACUUAUUACAAGGGCUGUGGGAUGCAGAUUUGCAUUUUUUUUUUUUUUUGCAUUUUUCCCAAUUUUCCUCCCAGUCUAGUCAUUUCUAAUUACCCGAUUGCAUUUAGCUUCCUCUCUACUGAUGCUGAUCCCCACUGCUGAUUGAGAAGAGCGAGUCACACAGUUAGCAGUAAAUAAAAUAAAUAAACUUAAAAAGAGCCUCACAGUGAAGAUAAACCGGAGCAGCACGCGCGCGCGUGUGUGUGUGUGUGUGUGUGUGUGCGCCUUUAGAAGAACGCUUUGUUCACUGUAUCGCUAUAAGUGAUUCAUUGAUUCACGAGUCAUUUUUCGCGAAGCGUAAGUUUCUCUUCUCAGUUAUCUCUCCGUGUUUACUGUUAUUAAUUCAAUGUCGUGGUUUUAAAUAAACACCAA